GGGGCGCAUAACGCCGGCUACCUUCGGCCCGGAGCGCGGCCUUCCCAGCUUUCCAGCUUCCCAGCCCGUCGCGGAAUUGGCAGGCUCGAUGCAGCUCCUCUCCGAUUGCACGACCAAAAUGCGAGUGACGACACAAGGUGGGCAAUCGAUGCCUGGCCCGGCCGAGGAACCGGUGCUCCGCAUUCGCGGAAUGGGCUUUUAUUUUUUAUUCGACUGCCCUCUCUGCAUCUUCCGUCCUCCAAUUGCUUCCCGGUUCUCCAACUUGACGUCCCUCCUCCUCCGUCUUUUCCUUCCGUCGAGACCCGACUCUGCCUUAAUCUUGCAAUCGACUCGACCUGCCGCAAAAUGCCCAUCACCAACUUCGACUUCAAAGAGAAAUACCAAUACCAAAAUGGCUUCGGUUGCUACUUCGAAACCGAAGCCGUCCCCGGCGCCCUCCCGAUCGGCCAGAACUCCCCGCAGAAACCCCCGCUAGGCCUCUACGCCGAGAAGCUGUCCGGCACGGCCUUCACCGCGCCGCGGCACGAGAACAAGCAGUCGUGGCUCUAUCGCAUCCUGCCCGCCUGCACGCACCCGCCCUUCGCCCCGGCCCCGGCCCCGAACGAGUCGCUCGGCCUCGGCGGCGAACCGUUCCGCCGGCUGCGCCACAUCCCGAACCAGCUGCGCUGGGACCCGUUCGACCGCGAGCCCGACGCCGACUUCGUCUCGGGCCUGCACCUGCUGGCCGGCGCGGGCGACCCGACGGUGAAGCAGGGCUGCGCCGUGUACGUGUUCGCCGCCGGCAGGUCCAUGGCCGAGCGCGAGGCCUUCUACUCGGCCGACGGCGAGCUGCUGCUGGUGCCGCAGGAGGGCGUGCUGGACAUUCGGACCGAGAUGGGCUGGCUGCUGGUGCGUCCGAUGGAGAUCUGCGUGAUCCCGCGCGGCGUGCGCUACCAGGUGCGCCUGCCGGCCGGCCCCGCGCGGGGGUACGCGCUCGAGGUGUUCCAGGGCCGGUUCGUCCUGCCGGAGCUGGGGCCCAUCGGGUCCAACGGGCUGGCGAACGCGCGGGACUUCCAGGCGCCGGUGGCGAGCUUCGACGAGGACUGCGGCGCGACCGCGUCCGACGGGCCGAACGAGUACGUCGUCACGGCCAAGUUCAACAACGCGCUGUUCCGGACGACGCAGCGGCAUACGCCGUUCGACGUGGUGGCCUGGCAUGGGAACUACUACCCAUACAAGUACGACCUCGGCCGGUUCAACACGAUCGGCUCCAUCUCGUUCGACCACCCGGACCCGAGCAUCUUCACGGUCCUCUCGGCGCCGUCGGACCACCCCGGCACGUCCGUCGCCGACUUCGUCAUCUUCCCGCCGCGCUGGCUGGUGGGCGAGGACACCUUCCGCCCGCCGUGGUAUCACCGCAACACCAUGAGCGAGUUCAUGGGCCUGAUCCGGGGCGACUACGACGCCAAGAAGGGCGGCAAGGGCGGCUUCGUGCCGGGCGGCGCGAGCCUGCACAACGUCAUGAGCGGGCACGGGCCCGACGUGGACAGCUACGAGGGCGCCAGGAACGCGGAGCUCAAGCCGGCCAAGGUCGGCGAGGGCAGCUGCGCCUUCAUGUUUGAGAGCUCUCUGAUGCUGGGUGUCACCGACUGGGGGCUGAAGACGUGCCAGAAGGUGCAGGAGACGUACAGCGAGCACAGCUGGGGCGGCGUCAAGGUUCACUGGAAGGGGGGCAGUGCGUAAAGCCGGCGGGUGAAUCCGGGGAUUGAACUGACUAUCACUAUUCCGUACUAUUCGAUGUUUAGAUAUCGGGUAAGCCGCCGGGUUGUUCUGCUUUCCGCCUCUCUGAAGCUUGAGAAGCCCACCGUGAUUUGAUAACCUGUCAAUGUAGCUCAUGCAUCCACCGCCCCGAUGUCCUGGAUACAUUCGGUUAGGUAACCGUCUCUGCCUCCAUGUCAAGCCCUCACCCGAGGAGUUCCCCAGCGUCUGGCCCUGAAUCAUGCCACUUGUGGCGAUCUAGCACAAAUGCAAGCACACAUACACACACUCUCUCUCCAAUGCUCGCUCCGCCAUGCGCAUGGCCCUCUCCAUGGUCGGCUCAAUGC
Messenger RNA from Thermothielavioides terrestris NRRL 8126, 2084 nucleotides. RefSeq lists its product as uncharacterized. Lineage: Eukaryota; Fungi; Ascomycota; Sordariomycetes; Sordariales; Chaetomiaceae. The record is from RefSeq and is a predicted model, not a curated record. Gene Ontology annotation, biological process: L-phenylalanine catabolic process. Bases 346 to 1722 code for a protein of 458 amino acids. The transcript is spliced from 2 exons. Gene Ontology annotation, molecular function: homogentisate 1,2-dioxygenase activity. Gene Ontology annotation, cellular component: cytoplasm.